GGAGUCAGUUCGCGGGCAAGAACAACACCUUGCGCCUGUCGGCAGAGCCACCCGUGGUGGAGGAGGAAGUCUUCGUCAGGCCCAGGAAACCGACAGCACAGGAGUGGCCGCUGGCUGAUGAGCCGGACGUUCCGGAGGCAAAAGCUCACCUCUCAGACACUGACGACAGCGCAUCAGAGAGGGAUGGUGAGGACGAUAUGCCGCUGGACCCACCCCUGCCUCAGCAUCGUGAAAGGCGCGGCCCCCACGGGGAGGAGCGCCUGCUGUGUGGUCGCAAACGCUCUGACGUUCAGGAGCUUGACGCGAGGGGUACUAUGGCGAGCCUCGUCGACUCGAAGGCGGAGUUCGAGAGGAGGACGAAGGAACUCCUGGGGGACGCGUCCGUCCCCAAGAUGCAGAAGGAAAAUAUCGAGCGUUUCGCCACGUUGGCGUACGCGGUGGCGGACCAGCCGAACCACAUAGACGAGAAGAAGCUGGACGCCCUGGCGCGCGCCUGCGACCCUGAAGGGUCCUCGGUCAAGCCAUUGCCCGCGCACGAGCGUGAACACCGCAGGACACAGCAAGUGCAGCGUCUGCGCGGAGUGCUCAUGGAAGGCGAGCUCGAGCCAGGAAACAGCCUGGUCGACAAAGCAGCAGCCAUGCUGCAAGACGGCGUCGUACGAUACAUUCCGCCGUCCGCCUGCGUCAGCCGCGACUCCGAGGUGGCCUCCGUGAGGAAGGAUAAAGAUUUUCUCUCCAUGGAGAACGGAGAGAUAACGCUCAAGAAGAAGGAGUCGUACUUCAACACGGACCUUAGCUCCGAGUAUAAGCUUCAGCAGGCUUUUACCAGAAGGGGAAUUGCCUUGGACCGGGUGGGCAUUCUCAAGUUCGAGGUUCACGAGCGUCUUGUGAGGAACCUGUUCUUUUUGGCCAGCAGGCCGGCCCCGCCUGGAUAUGAUAAGCCCGGCGUAGGGGCAAUGAUUAAGGCCGAUAAAGAGUUUUGGACGCUCGUAGCGCGAGAAUGCCGAGACGGCUGCAAGCCAACCGCAGCCGGAACAUGCCCUCUGGAUUCUCUCGUAGAGAAGCAUCAAAACGACAGCGUCGUGGCCUUCUGCCUUUUCUCCUUGCCGUCUCGGGGACGUGAAUGGACGCCCGGAAAGGGCAGAGGUGGGGAGCGCAGUAGGACCCCAUACAAAGGUAGAGGGAACAAAGGGAAAGGAAGUAAAGGAAAGCCAGGAAAAGGUAAGAAGGGCCAAGGCAGCCGAAACCAGUCCUCGUGGGGCACAGGCAAGCGGCCGUCUAUGCCGAAAGAGCUGCGCCAUCUGCCCUCCCAGGACGACAAGGGCAGACGUUACUGCUACGGAUGGAACCUGAUGGAACCUGGAGGAGGGCUGCGACUUGGCCACUUCCGGUACGCCGCUGGAGUGCGAACGCG
This is a messenger RNA of Symbiodinium pilosum, 1414 nucleotides long. The record is from the annotation of a GenBank genome assembly. NCBI's taxonomy places the organism in Eukaryota, Dinophyceae, Suessiales, Symbiodiniaceae.